This is a messenger RNA of Symphalangus syndactylus (siamang), 477 nucleotides long. Its product is annotated as small G protein signaling modulator 2-like. Lineage: Eukaryota; Metazoa; Chordata; Mammalia; Primates; Hylobatidae. The record is from RefSeq and is a predicted model, not a curated record.
CACGUGAUGCUCUCGAUCUGCUCGCGGAACAUCACAGCUCCCAAUCCGAUGAAAGAUGCUGGCGACAUGAUCGAGAUGCAGGGCUUUGGGCCCAGCCUGCAAGCUUGGCACCUGGAGCCCCUGUGCAAUCAGGGCUCCUCCUGCCUCUCCUACUCCUUCAGCAGCUCCCCACAUGCAACCCCCAGCCACUGUAGCUGCAUCCCCGACUGGUUGCCGCUCAGGCUACUGUGUGAGAGCAUGAAGAGGCAGAUCGUGUCCCGGGCCUUCUACAGCUGGCUGGCACACUGCCGCCACCUGUCCACGGUGGGGACCCACCUGUCAGCGCUGGUGCACCAUAGCAUUAUCCGACCUGACCGGCCCCCGGGGGCCUCCGCAGGUCUCACCAAGGACGUGUGGAACAAGUAUCAGAAGGACAAAAAGAUGCCAGCCCUGGGGUUCCAGGGCCACAGGUCAAGGGGCUGGGGCGGGCAGGAGUGA